This is a messenger RNA of Gadus morhua (Atlantic cod), 3311 nucleotides long. It is a transcript of the gene cttnbp2nlb, whose product is annotated as CTTNBP2 N-terminal like b. NCBI's taxonomy places the organism in Eukaryota, Metazoa, Chordata, Actinopteri, Gadiformes, Gadidae. The record is from RefSeq and is a predicted model, not a curated record. Bases 151 to 2004 code for a protein of 617 amino acids. The transcript is spliced from 5 exons.
UAGGCUGUCUAUCUUGUCGAUGGAUGGCUGUUGUGCGUACUAUCCUCGCGAGUCGAGAGCACUGAUUGUGCUACCGGGGUUGCCUUAAUUCACAUAAGUGGUGGUUGAGGCUCGUUUUUGGGAUUUGGAAACUUGAUGCAGCUAUAGCGCAUGAAGGAGGAGAUGAUGAACGUGGAGGCUCUGAGCAGGGCAGAGCUCCUCACCCUGCUGAGCAUCCUGGAAGGGGAGCUGGAGGCCCAGGACGUGGUGGUCCAUGCCCUCAGGGCCCAGCACAGGGACUCGUUCAUCCAGGAGCGCUACGGCCAGUAUGACCUCAGCGACCCCUUCCUGGCCCUGCAGCGGGACAACGAGGGGGUGGAGCGCCAGGAGGCCCAGACCCAGCCCCACGGGCGGCACGGGCGGCCCCGGGCGGGGGCGGUGGGGCCCAACCCUCGGGCCGUGCUCAAGCUGGUCAUGGCGCACUGCAAGAGGAUGCAGGAGAGGAUGAUGGGGCAGCUGGCUGCGGCGGAGAUGCGGCACCGGAGGGUGAUAUCAGACCUGGAGGGAGAGAAGCGUCGACAUGCCCAUGAUUUGGCACAGAGUGAUGAUGUCGGCGCUGUGUUGCAGAGCGAGCGAGACAAGCUACUUCAGCAGCUGGAGGCGGAGCGCGCCACGGUGCACAGCCUGGAGAGGGAGCGGGCGGCGGCGGCCGGCUGGGCCGAGGAGUCCCUGUCCCAGCAGCGGCAGCUCUCCGCUGCCCUGAGCGACGAGCUGCAGAAGGCCAGCGGUCGGGCGCAGGAGGAGGCGCAGCGGGCGGCGGAGCUGCACGCCCGGCUCCAGGAGGAGAGCGGGGCGCUGGAGGGCCUCCGGGCCGCGCUGGAGGGCGAGCGGGCCCGGGCGGCCCGGCUGGAGGCCCGGGCCGAGAGCGAGACGGCCCGCUGCGACGCGGAGCGGGAGCGGGCGGCGGCGGCGCUGCAGAGGGAGGAGGAGAGGAGCGGCGAGCUGGAGAGACAGCUGGAGGAGCUGAGGAGGCGCCUGGACGAGCGGGGCGGCGGAGGAGGAGGAGAGGGAGGCGACGAGGGGGACGGGGACGGGAGGGAGGCCGCGGGGGGGAUCGAGCAGUUGGCGCCCAAGGCGCCGGCGGUCUGCGCCGCCGUUCAGACGGAGCCCGACGGAGAGCCGAGCAUCUCUGCCCAAACCGACCAGGUGUCAAAGGUCAACGGACACCGCGCCCCGAAAGGCGCAGAGUGUCCCCCGGAGGGGAAAGCGUCGGAGAACGGUGCGGCGGUGGAGAACGGCGUCGCGGCCGCUCCACCCUCGCCCCUCCACCCUUCGCCCCUCCCCCCUUCGCCUCACCUCGUCCCACACUCGCCCUCCAGCACGGCGUCCUCCUCUCUCUCCUCCUCCCCCGUAUCCUCCCCCGUGCUGGCCAAGCGUCUGGGCAGCCCGGGCUUCCACCAGCCCCCGCAUCAGUCCCCCUACCAGGCCAGCGUCACCCAGCGCUUCCAGGCGGCCCGGCACAAGUUCCAGAGCCAGGCGGAGCAGGAGCAGCAGCAGCAGCUGAGCGGCGGCUGCGCCCCGCUGUCUCCCCGGGACCUGUCGCCGACCACCACGCCCGUCCCGCCCCCGCCGGAGAACAGCAGUGCCAAGCAGCUGGCACGCAACACCGUCACCCAGGUGCUGUCCCGCUUCACCAGCCAGCAGGCCGGGGUCAAGCUGGCCCCGAUCAGCAGCUCCCCGUUCGGGACGGACUACCGCAACCUGGCUAGCUCGCCCAGCGGGGGGCGGUCCCCGUCGUCGGGGCCCCUGUCCCCGGGGAUCCGCUCACCCCUCACCCCUCGCUCGGAGAGGACUUACCCGCCGCCCAUCCCCCCCAAGAGGCCGGGAAUGAGUCCGACCCCCGGCUCCCCCGGCCCCUGUGCCCGGGGCAGCGUCUUCCCAGAGCUGACGGGUAACUGUGGGCCGAACGGCAACGGGCCGGAAGGAUCCAAAGAGCCGGACUUGGUGUGUUCGUCCAGCAGCUGAGGCACUGCGCCUUCAAGGCCAACAGGCACCUGUUCGGUGUGAGUCUGACCCGAGUCAAGUCCGUAAAGAAACCUAUUCAUCUGCUAAAAGGUUUGUUUGUUUGUUUGUUUGUUUUUUUAUGGUUCUUUAAGUUAAGGCUUAAUUAUGGUUCCACGUCGACGCAACGCAAGGGAAUUUAAGGACCCAUUACAUCCUUGCGUACCCUCCUUGCGUACACAGCAAGGGCCUGACGGGUGCCUCCCAAAAAAUGUAACCUUGCUUCGAGGCAAUGCAGCAGAAGAGGUUGUGAUUAGUCUGCUUAAUAAUACCCAACGCAGAACCGAAACAGGGUAGCGACUUCGUCGGAAGUGUCUGUGUGGUCAUUGCGUUGCGUCGACGUGGAACCAAUACUGAACCUUUACACUGAUGGUCUUCUACGUAAGCAACUCAACUUAAUUUGGUCGGUUUGAAUGGAUUUUUAUGCUAUUCUUUCUGCUACACAUUCUGUUUUGGUUUACUUAAGAAUCGAAUAAGUGCUUUUUAUACUGCUUUGAAUUAGUUAUUUUCUGGAUUAUUUGAUGACAAUAUGUGAUUUCAUACUUUGAUUUAUGUUUAUUUUAUGAAACCUUGCAAUAUAUUUGUUGCUCAACAUAUCAACCCUAUUUAAUUGAAGUGUUUAUUAACUGUAUGAUCAAGCCCAAAGCCUGCAGAAAUCUUAAACUGGAUCUGGCUUUAUUAGUAAUUGUGGUUCUAAUUGACAUCGUUCUUCUUAUUCAGAAUCUUCUUAGUGUUCACUGUACAAUUAAAGAUGAGCAUAGGAAAUGUGCUGUAGGUGUAGCCUACGUUAGCUCAUAUUUUUUUAUACAACCUAACUACUGCUUUUAAGUUACUACUGACAUGUAACUUCGAUUUUGUUUUGUUUAUUGUAAUGACCCUGAUGCAACUUUUCGGAAAUGGAUCAUUACAACACAAGAUUAUGAACACUUUCCUGUAAAUAAUUUAGUUCACAGAAUUCUCUUAAUGUAAUUAAUGGCAUGAAUUCAUGUGUAUGCCCCAUUUAAUUUCAUCCCCAUUAGUCAUGAAUACACUGAAUCUUUUAUUGAGAACACUUUUGCACUAUGCUUUUAAAUGUAAUGUAAAUAGUAAUUUUGGUAUUCAGGGAUACUGUUCUUCCUUUAAACCAAAAGGGACCAACCCCCUUUUAUAUGCUGUUUGGAUAAUCCACAGAUUUCUGUAGUUUCUAUCAAACACCUCGACAAUUGUCUAUUUCAAACACUUCUUUAAUCUAUUGUUGUAUUUGCUAUAAUUAAAUAAAAUAUGUAAAAUAA